Molecule: messenger RNA, 519 nt
Organism: Symbiodinium necroappetens
Lineage: Eukaryota; Dinophyceae; Suessiales; Symbiodiniaceae
Source: the annotation of a GenBank genome assembly
AUGAAAGCUGCGAAAGCGCGAGUUGCCGAAUCAUUAGCUGCGGCUACCAAGGCUGGGGUCGAUCAGGAAGACAUCGUGGCAGCCUCACAGGCGCCAGCUGAGGAGGACGAGGAGGAGCAAGACGAGAAAGAAAAGGAAAAAGAGCAAAAGAAGAUAACCAAGAAGGAGAAGAAGAAGAUCGCCAAAGUCGCUUCUGUAGCGGCAGCUCAAGCCAAAGAGGAGGGCAAAUCGAUUGCAGAAGUCGGCAAAGCUGCGACGCAGGCGGCGAAGGCCUGGGGUGGCGAUCCGCAAGACAUCAAGCUUGCGGCUGCAGAACGCACUUCCAAGGAAACGGCCCUCAAGAUUGCGAAGGGCGAAAUCACCGUGGACCCCAAGAAAACUGAGGAGGAGGAGUCCUCCUCAAGCAGCUCCAGCAGCUCGAGUUCUGCCGAAGAAGAGGAGGAUCUUGGCGAGAUGGAUCGCCACAAAGCCAAGAUGGACGGAAUGGCAGCGAUCUAUUAUUGGGGCAUGGGCCGCUGA